CGAACACAACAUUUAUUUCUUGUCUGACACGAUUUCAGCGCACUGUAAAGUCAACAUUCCAAGCUAACAGAAAUGGAGGAGAGAAGCUGUGAGAUUCCUGUGGACAAGCUCCUGACGGUACACCCUGAUAACGAGGCAACCCUAAGUGAGGACCAGAUGCAGACAGCAGACACGAGAAGGCAGCAGGACAAGGAAAGGGAGAGUCCAUGUGAGGAAACCUGCAGUGUAGGCUCUACCCAGUCUGAUAACGAAACAGACAGCAGAGAGGAACAGACAACAGGCACGGGAAGGCAGCAGGACAAAGACAAGGAUGACGACAUUAAGUGCGAGGAAACGUAUGGGUUAGACUCUGGAAACGUACAUGUACAAGUCCGUGCAGAGCAGACGGACAGGCUUCCAAAGAAACGCUACAAAUGUACUGAGUGUGACUAUAGGGCAAUCUCAAUUUCUAGCCUAUUAAUGCAUACAAGAAAACAUACAGGUGAGAAACCCUAUAAAUGUGACCAGUGCGAAUACUCUAAUGCAUGGAAAGGCCAUUUAGGCCGGCACAUGGCUAAACAUACUGGAGAGAAACCCUACAUUUGCGGGGAGUGUGGACACAGAACAUGCGACAGAUCUGCAAUGUUCGUACAUAUGAGAAGACACGCAAAUUACAAGCCGUAUAAAUGUGCCCAGUGUGAGUAUUCAACUGUGCGAAAAUGUGACUUGGACCGACACAUGACUAAACACUCUGGUGAAAAACCCUACAUGUGCGGGGAGUGCGGAUACAGGACGGCUGAGAGGUCUCGCCUAGUCGAACAUAUGACAAAACAUACAGGUAGCGAGCCCUAUGAAUGUAGCACGUGUGACUAUUCGACUGUACGAAAAAGUGAUUUGAAACGACACAUGACUACACACUCUGUCGAGAAGCCCUACAUGUGUGGGGAGUGCGGGUACAGGACGACUGACAUGUCUCACUUAGCCGUUCACAUGAAAAGACAUACAGGAGAGAAGUCGUACAAAUGUGACCAGUGCGACUAUUCUGCUGCGCGGAAAGACUUUUUAGACCGACACAUGGCUAAACACUCGGGUGUAAAACCCUACAUGUGUGGUUAUUGCGGGUACAGGACAGCAGACAAGUAUUACAUAGCCGCACAUAUGAGAAGACAUACAGGUAGCAAGCCCUAUAAAUGUACGGAGUGUGACUAUUCAACUGCACGAAAGGGUGAUUUGAAAGAACACAUGACUACACACUCUGGCGAGAAGCCUUACAUGUGUGGUGAGUGUGGGUACAGGACGGCUGAUAGGUCUCACCUGGCCGUACAUAUGACAGGUUGCAAGCCCUAUAAAUGCACCGACUGUGACUAUUUAGCCGCAACAAAAAACUAUUUGAACCGACAUAUGUGGACUAAACACCGGUGAAAACCCUAUUUUUGUGGGUAGUGAGGAUACAGGGCUUCUGAUAGGUCCAUCCUAGCCGUUCAUAUGAGAAAACAUACUAAAGAGAUCCCCUACAAAUGUGAGCAGUGCGAAUAUUCUAUUGCACAGAAAUGUCAUCGAGACAUCACA
This is a messenger RNA of Branchiostoma floridae (Florida lancelet), 1548 nucleotides long. RefSeq names its product gastrula zinc finger protein XlCGF57.1-like. Gene Ontology annotation, molecular function: RNA polymerase II transcription regulatory region sequence-specific DNA binding; DNA-binding transcription factor activity, RNA polymerase II-specific. The record is from RefSeq and is a predicted model, not a curated record. The transcript is spliced from 3 exons. Gene Ontology annotation, cellular component: nucleus. Gene Ontology annotation, biological process: regulation of transcription by RNA polymerase II. NCBI's taxonomy places the organism in Eukaryota, Metazoa, Chordata, Leptocardii, Amphioxiformes, Branchiostomatidae. The coding region runs from base 73 to 1401 and encodes 442 amino acids.